Molecule: messenger RNA, 6113 nt
Organism: Schistosoma turkestanicum
Lineage: Eukaryota; Metazoa; Platyhelminthes; Trematoda; Strigeidida; Schistosomatidae
Source: the annotation of a GenBank genome assembly
CUCUAAGUCAGAUCGUAUUUACCAACUGUUUUUAGGAAUUCAAGCAUGUAUACUGUGUAGAUGGAAGUAACACUCUAAGCAUUGUCAACUGACAGUCAUAUGAUAUUGGUCGAUAUCUUCGUUUCGUGAUUGUUUCACCAUUAAACUCUAAUAUUACUAAACCAUCAAUAACGGGAAUUGUUUUUCUACCAUCGAACAGAUUUCGACAUUUCCUUUACUUAUUUUAAAUAAGCAUUAAUUUGCGUGAUUUACAAUCGUGGAGGUCACAACUAUUCAACCAGUAGAAAACGGGUCAGUUGACCAUAAGAAAGAGGUACAUAAAUUAGAAGGUGAUCAACUCCCACCUUUAGCUACUGAAGAAUUAGAACAAAUAACUCCUAGUCAGGAUAGUGAUAAAAGUGAUACUGAGUCAGUAAACUCAGGUGAAAUCUUUGAGGGCGAUCACACUGAUCGCUGUCUGAAAGAACAAGACGUUGAGGUGAAUAAAGAAAUUUGUUUUCAAGGGGUGAAUAUUGUUGAGGACGAAGGGGUCUUAGUAUCCGACAACGACCUACCAUCACCUCCAAUUUCAGUUGAUCAAGAGUUUCAUAUAGAGAAUAGUGAAGACUUACCAGUGUUUCCUUUGACACCUUCAACAACUACAGAAAAUUACAUCAAUCCUGAAUUAUUGUCAAACAGCCAACCAGAAGCAAUACUCGAAUACUGUUCAGAUAUUAAAACUGAACAAAUUCUAGGUGAAACUCUAGAUAAAAUAAGUGAUAACUACUUAGUUGAAUCAAUUAACUUAUCUUUAGAGUCUAUUCCAUCUACAAAGAAUUUCACAGAGGAAGAGAUCGACAAUUCAUUAAAAGAACCUACUGAACAACAACUGAAUGUUCAGUUUGUUGACGAUUUAGAAAAUAACGCAGAGGCUCAAGUUGAUGAACAGAACAACGUUACUAGUAUAUUUAAACUAAACGAUAAAUUGAACACUGAAAAGGAAUCAACUGAUUCAUUUAACUUUGAGAAAGAACCAAUCGACUUAUUGAAUUCUGAAAACGAGAGAGAAUUUUCUCUUUCAUCUACUUGUGAAAAACAAAUUCACAUAUCUCCUGAUCUUGAAGAACUAAUCGAUCCAGUUAAUAUUCAGAGUGAAAUAAACGUUUCUGGUGAAUCAGAAAAUUCUCAGACUUUUCAACCAUACAGAGAUAAAUUAGUUGUUGAAACCUCAAAAUCCUCAACGUCCAACGAAUUGUGUCCAGAAGAAGAAAAAGAAGAAUUAGUGAUAGUAGAUGAGCACAGUGAAAAUAAUUCUCCAAUCGGUACUGAACUAAUUGAAGAAACACAUUCUAGCUCUUUGUUUGUAAAUUCUGCAACACCAUCAGUACUAACCGACCUACCAAAUCAAUUGACAGAAACGAAUUAUCGAAACUCAUUGACAUCCAGUGAAAUUAUCCCAUCGAAACAUACUUCAUCAACUAAUUCAUUAAGUGAUUCUGUGAAUAAUACGACAGACAUUAGUAAUACUAAUAAUAAUCAAGAUAAUUUAAAAGAAUUAACUUUGAACACUUUAAAUUGUGAUACAUCAAUGAGUACUACAGUUGGUGUAUCUGAGAUAAUGGCUGAUCAAUCAGAAAUAAAUCGGGAAUCAUCAUAUACUUUUUAUCCGUCUUACGAUAUGCCAUCUGAAAGUUCUAUUGGACAUCUAAAUCGUACUGAAUAUCAAAGUAGUUUAAAUGGUGGAGAUGAAGAAAAUCUUAAUCAAAUUAAUGAUCAUGAAGAUAAUCAAAUGAAUGAUGAUCGGUCAGAGUAUACCAACAUGAAAACUGAAGAAAGUUAUCAUGAUUCUACAUGUCCAUCGCAUUCAGAACAAGAAUUAGAUCAAGACACUUUGAAAAGUGAACAUGAUAAAAAUGAAUUGGGUACAGAAAAAAAUAUGGAGGGUUUGAAUAUUGAAAAUGUUGAAAAUCAACAAAAAUUGACUUUUAAUCAAAUUAAAGAAGAUUUAGAGAAAAAGAAUGUGAUUGGUUCGCUACAACCGCUACGACCUGAACAAUAUAUUAUGCAUCAUCAAGCUGGUUCGAUUAAACAACAAGAAAUGUUAAUUUUAAACCCACAGACUGGUGAAGUAUUAACUGAUCAAUAUUCAACACAUCAUCAAACAAAUACAAUAACAACAGGUAGUACGCAUCAUUUUGCUAGAAAUAUAUCAUCAAAUACUACUAUGGUAGUACCUACAGGUGGAAAUGUUAAUGGUCCUGUAUCUGGAUCUGGAACAACAGUGGGUCAACAGAAAAGUUCGACAAUUUAUCCUAAAACUGGUCAAAAUCCUAUUGACGGAGGGAUAAAUGGAGGUGUUGGUGCUAAUAGCAGUGGAAGUGCUGGUGGUGGAGGUGCUGCUAAGAGUGGAGCAUCAACUGGUGGUGGUUUGGAUAGAUCUCGACAAGUGUACAAUAUGUUUGAAUGUCAAAUGUCACAGUUGACAGUAUUUCUGGAUCGUGCACUUAUAUGCCGACGUAUUAGACCACGUUUCAAUGCAUCGGAUAUUACAGAAGUUGUUUUUGAACAUUUAUCACCAGCUAUUGAUAAAGAUUCUAUUCGUGUGGAAAUUCGUGGGGCUGCAACUAUUCUAGAUGUGAGUUUCUCAGCAAAAUCAUUAUCUGGUGAAGAAGAUACAUGGUCACAAUGUGUCAAUGAGCUAUUGGUUGAACUACGUCAAUGUCGUCGUCGUGCAGAUAAUCUAGUCAAUCGGAUUAUUCGUACUGAAAAACAACGUUGCGUUCUCGAAACAUUUGCUGAUAGUUUGUCACGUCGUGAAGAUGAAAUACUAUUAAGCGGUAAUCAUCAUGGUCUUCUGACAGUGAAUAGUUUUCCAAAUCAUACAGGUGUUGUAGAUCAACCAAAUAGUAUUCCAUCACAAGGAGCAACAUCAUCGGUAGGAAUGGCAACAACAACAGCAAAUACUCAAAUGUCCUCAACGACUGCAGAACACAAAAGUAUAACUGAUAUCGCUAAUCCUUAUGAUCCAAAAAAUGUGGAAACGUUGCAUAAAUUCCUUGAAAUUUAUAAAGAUGAAGCUGAACGAUUUGAUACAGUUUUAAUGGAUACUACUGAAGAAUUGGAACAAGUUCGUACACGAAUUGAAACGUUGGAGAAAGAAGUUCGUGAUGUAGAAUUAAAACAAGAUGAACAUUUAGCCAGAGAAUUAAGUGUACUCGUUGAACCGAGAGAAACAGGUCAAGUUGAAAUGCUUGUUUCCUAUGUAGUAGGUCGAUGUGGAUGGAAACCAGCCUAUGAUAUUCGUAUUUUUAACAAUGAUGGAACAAUGAAAAUUGUUUAUUAUGGUAUGGUACAACAAGCUACUGGUGAAGACUGGGAAACACGUUAUAUGACUUUAUCGACUGCUCAACCUGGUGUAGGUGGUACAGUUCCACAUUUAGGCAUACAACGUGUACAUUUUCGUCGAGACAUAUCGCCUGAUUCUAGUCGUCAGUUACAAAGUAUAGACAAAUCUAAUUUAAAUGAAAGAAUAUCUCGACUACCAUCAGCUGGUACAAUUCCUAUUUAUCCUAAACGUAUUUCUGCCAAUGCAGCUGCAUUUUAUCAAACACCUCCUAUGCAACGUGCCGAUUUGACACAUGGAUUAAAUGAUACAAUUUCAUGUGAAAUGAUCGAUCGUCGAUCGAUGUAUAAUGACAAUUCAACUGAAUAUUGUUCUACACUUGGACGAAGUGAUAGUAUGGCAUCAACGACGUUGCAUUCAUCGCUUGGUCGUCGAAAUAGAUUAUAUCCAAGAUCGAAAUCACGUGAAACAAUACGUACUUUAACUCAGCGUGAUGGUAUCACGCCAGCUGGAACACUACAACGUGGUGGCAGUGUUGAAAGUACUUAUGCAACUGGAUUACGUUCCUCCAGCACUAAACCUAUCACUAGACGUACAUUAGGAUCAAGUAUGCUAUUCAACUCUGUUAGUUCUCAAAAUCCUAUAAUAUCAAACCGAAUUUCCACUCUAAUGAAUUCACAGACUACACUAACACCAGCACUACAAACACCAGCACCACCUGUUACAACAAUUGCAACAAUACAGAUGGAAGUUCCACGACCUCCUGCAUUAAUUCGAUGUGAUAAUGAACCCAAUCGUGUUACUGUCGGGUUGUUAGAUUUACAACCACGUUAUGAAUAUGUGACUGUACCGAAGCGUUCGUUACAUGCUUAUUUGAAGGCGACAGCUGUGAAUAAUACGGAAUUUUCCAUCUUGUCUGGGCCAACUAACAUCUAUGCUGAUAAUACUUUUAUUGGUAAAUCUGAAAUACGUGCUGUUGCUCCAGGUGAAGAGUUCAAUUGUCAUUUAGGCGCUGAAAGUGGUAUCAAAGUAUUAUAUCGACCAUUAUUCAAAUAUCGUGAAGGCACUGGUUCAAGUGGAAAAAAUGCCAUCAUGACAUUUAAACAAUUAAUUGAAGUACGUAAUACAUUCGAUCGUCGUAUACGUCUAAUGGUUGUUGAUCAAGUUCCAGUCAGUGCAGAAGAUAAAAUUAAAGUUAACCUAUUAGAGCCGACAAUUAAACAUCCAGAAAAAUAUGAUAAAAACAAACCAAUCAGAAUGAAUAAAUUCAAUAAUGUUGAAUGGGAUUUGGAUUUAGGUCCUGGUGAAAUUCGUGAAUUAACAUUGAAAUAUUCAGUAGAACAUCCAGUCAAUGAAGAUUUAGAUGUUUCUGUUUCGGAAAAUUGAAAAAAACAAGCCACAAACUGCAGGAAUAUCGCAUUGUGUUACAAGAAUGUAGUUGUGUUUCCGUCGGGUUCAGAACACAAAAAAUAAUCUGGGAAUUCGUUAGACAUUGUUUUACAAAUCUUUCUCGCAUUACUCUAUCAUUAUAAUCAUUUGAUUGUUUGGUAACUAAAUUAGUAAUAACACUAAUACUAAUAAUAAUGAUAACUUAUUAUUAUUAUUAUUAAUACUUUUGCUUUAUAGCUUUUCUAUCAAUUUUUUUUCGUUGCUUUUUCGCAUUAUUUCUAAUGAAAUAAUUUUUUGCUUCAAUGAUUUUUAUUAUUACUUAAAAUUAAGGGGUCCAGUUUGAUCAAUACUCUUCAUUUCCCUCAAUCAACUCUAAUUCUUACUAAUAACUAACUCAUUCUUUUCUUGAAACCCUAAAGACACCGGCACACAUAUUCACAUGCAUACUAUACAAACUGGGAUACAACUAGUCCGCAACUGCCCACACACACACACACACAUACGCACACAUUUAUUGAACUGACAAUGGUAUACAACAACAACAACAACAACAACAAUGGAAGUAACAAAAAUGGGGUAUGAUUGAUUUCUAGUGAUCACCAUCGGUCUAAUGAUUUGACAUAUUUGUUCAAUUUUCCAAUAUGGCUUUUAAUUUUUUUUUCAAUGUUUCAUUUCAUUUGACUAUUUUAAGUAUAAUAGUAUUUUAUUUUAUAUUCUAAUAUAUAAAAAAAAUUAAAUUUGAAUUUUAUCUCUUGUUAUCUGAAUUAUUUUAAAGGGUGAUUAUUAAUUACUAUUAUUACUGAUAUUAUUAUUAUUAUUCAUAUUAUUACUAAUAUUAUUAUUAUCUGCCACUUUAUAAUCCAUAAUUGUGGUAUUUUUCAUAUACUCAGUGAAUUGAUUAAUGAAUCUACAAUCUUUGGUAUUGUGUUCUGUUUGAAAAGACUCAUUUGUGUAUGUUUUUGCACUGGUGGUAAGUUUGUCAAACGAUCUGCAUGAACACAACAGACACAUACAUUCAAGCGAUUCGCCACUGUUGACAAGCCAUAAACAACAACUAUGCAUAGUCAGUCAACUCGAUUAAUUAGACUUUUGUAUUUGUCACUUGUAUUCUUCGGGUGUGUGUGUGUGUGAGUGUGAGUGUAUGUGUUUGUCAGCAAAUAAAAAUCUGGGAACAAGGAUUGAAGCUCUGUCGGUGUUGUUCAUGUCUUAAUUUAUGUUAAUUUUGCAUUCUUCUUAAAGUUGUGUUGUUUUUUCUUUAAAUUACAAAAUAUUUCAAUAUUCUGACUAUUAUGAAUAUCAUUAUUAUUAUUAAUAUUAUUACUAUUACUAUUACUAUUAAAAUAAUUUAUGUUAUUAUUGUGAACUGCUUUGGAAUAAAAAUUAACAAACUAAUCAAAAAAAA